AUCACUGCUCACGAUGUCUGGCAAAUCGUACCACACAUCAAACCCAGAAACAGAAGGUGCCAUCGACAGAAAUGUCCCUGACUUUCCUAUUGCCGGGCAAAGUGAAGAGGAGAGCUACUUCAGAACCCACCUGGCCCCCAGUUACUUGCCAGAGAUCCAAGCCCAAUUAGAGUCGUUUAUCGAAUACCACCUCAAGAAUACCGGUAAACGAAUUGCGUUGGUGACCAGCGGCGGUACCACCGUGCCAUUGGAAAAUAACACGGUACGAUUCAUCGAUAACUUUAGUGCUGGGACCAGAGGUGCCACCUCGGCCGAAUACUUUCUUGAAAACGGAUAUGCGGUUAUCUUCUUACACAGAGAGUUCUCAUUAUUACCAUACUCCAGGCACUACAGUCAUACCACAAACUGUUUCUUGGACUAUAUGGUGGAGAAGGACAAUAAGAUCGAAAUCAGCCCCGAUUUUGCUCCCGAAAUGUUGCAGGUAUUACGGAAAUACAAUGCGGCUAAAAGCUCUAAUCUGUUAAUAUUGGUGCCUUUCACCACCGUAAAUCAGUACUUGUUCACCUUGAGAAUGGGGUCAGAGGCCUUGAAGAAAAUGGGUAAGAACGCCUUGUUCUACUUGGCUGCUGCCGUGUCUGACUUCUUCUUGCCCCAACUGAGAAUGCCUCAACACAAGAUUCAGUCGCAAGCAUCUGGAAAAUUGAUUGUGGAUUUGGAGCAGGUUCCCAAGUUCUUGAGCCGGUUGGUCGACAACUGGGCUCCCAGGUCCAUGAUAAUUUCGUUCAAGUUGGAAACCGAUGAUCUGAUUUUGAUCAAAAAGGCUACUGCUGCUUUGGACAAGUACCAACACCAGCUAGUAAUUGGAAACUUGUUGCAGACUAGAAAGAAAGAAGUGGUGUUCGUCAAACCCGAUCUGUCACAGGACUGGGUGAGACUUACUGACAAGCAGGUCGAAACCAAUGUGGAAAUCGAGAGCUUGAUUAUACCAAAGGUUGUGCAAGAACACACCUUAUGGAUAAACUCCUAGUUUUAUAUUUAUAUUUAUUUACAAGAAAGAAAUGCCCACCCCAUACUGGAGACCUUUUCUGUUAAAGUCUCUUUCGUGUGCAGUCAAUGGCAACACAAAAUUCAACUCAAACCGGGCCAUUGGGUGGUUGUACAAUACUCCAAGUCCUAUACUGGUGGAAAACAGCCCAAAUAAAUUCCUCAAGUUCUGCUGAGGCAGUUGCGUGUGAUUAUAGAGCUGGAGAGCCCCGUAGUUGAAGAAGUUAUGCAAUUUGAAGUUGGAGUCAUGAGAUGUGUAUGGAAGUCUUGAUAUCAACGAAACUCCACCGUUCAAAAACGCAUCUCCUCCAAGUGAUUUCCCGUACGACUUGGGACCGAGACCGUUGAGGCUAAACGACCUCACAUCGUUGGGACCUCCCAUGAAGAACCGGUCAAGGAUGAAGGAUUCUUUGGCGGAGUGGAGAAAUCCAAACUUGUUGGUAAAAAUCAAAUGGCUCAGCACACCUAACUUCAGAGUGAACUGGGUUUCACAUAUGGUUUUGAUAAACUCAUGCGAACUGAGCUUCGUGAGACCCCCUAACUCAACUCCGGCCCGGAACAACUUGCCAGUGUUCGGGAGAUGCUUGUUAUUCCUGGUGUCAUAGAUAAAGUUAUAGCUGAGGGCACUCUUGAAGUUAUGACCACACUGGUUUAGGAUACUGAGGGAUUUGGCACUCUUGUUAUCGAGAAUCCUCCAGAUACUGCUGAGGCCAAUCUCGUGGUUAAUGGGUCCGUCGUACCUGGUGGAGAUCUUGGUGUUGAUACCUGUGUUCUUAGUUUCGCAG
Yamadazyma tenuis ATCC 10573 is the source of this 1829-nucleotide messenger RNA. NCBI's taxonomy places the organism in Eukaryota, Fungi, Ascomycota, Pichiomycetes, Serinales, Debaryomycetaceae. The record is from RefSeq and is a predicted model, not a curated record.